AUGAUGGCUCACGGAAACGUUGAAAUAAAAAUUGAAUAUUUAUGUCGUACCUGUUUGGCCAAAGAAAUUGAUUUAAUUUCAGUUUUUGAAGUAUGUCUCGGAAAUAUCUCCUUCGAUAGUAUUAUUGCCUCGGUUACCGGUAUUAAGAUUGAAGUGGAUGAUGGUUUACCUUCAACAAUAUGCAAGGAUUGCAAAGACAAGGCAGUUAGUGCUUACAACUUUAGAACACGCUCAGAGGAAGCUAAUGUGAUGUUAUGUGGUUUGUUAAACAAAGAAAAAUUUGAUCGAAAUAAAAAUCAACAUUCUAACCUACAGACCAAAGUAGUUGAAGUAAAAACAGAGCAAUAUAAUGAGAGCAGUCAUGACAAUUAUAUAGAUUUGGAUCUUUCUGCCGCUCUCAAUACUGAUCAUGAACAGUACAAUAAUGUGGAUGAUGUAAAAAAUGAAAGCGACCUCCGAUCUAAGGACACACAAGAAAGUAGCAAUAUAAAUCCUGACAAUGAUCUGAACAAUAUAAAUGAAGAUGACAAUAGUAAAGAUAGCACAUAUUGUCCUAUAUGUGGCACGAGUUUCUCAGAUGCUGUGGCCCUCACAAAACACGCCUGGGAUAGACACGCUGAUCUUAUGGGACCCAAAAAACGUGGUCGUCCUAAGAAACUACUGACUAGUACAAUUUUAAGCAAAUUAUCAGAAAAUGGUUAUAAUUUAAAAAGUUUGCCACACCAAAAACACAAAUGUGCUUUUUGUAAAGAUGAUUUUAAGGCUAAAGAUGAUUUGUUGUUGCAUAUGGUCGAACACAGGGAUGUUAAGUUAUUAAAAUGUCUGGUUUGCAAAAAAAUUUACCUCACAAAAAAAGAUUUUGAUGUACACAACUGUGGUCAGGAUAGCGAAAUUAAUAAUUUUAAACAGGGAGAGCAUUUAGAAACUUCAGUCGAGAAAUUUAAAUUAUGUACUGAAAUUAUGCUCCAAGAGAUCUUAUUAACAAAUUGUGAUGUGGAUAAUCCUAGCAAUGUUGAAGUAUGUGAAGCGUGUGGUGGUGUCUUCACAGCUAUGGAAAUUGGUACACAUAGAGACCAGGAACACCCUGAACUGUCUCUGCGAUGUCACAUGUGUGAGAAGGUGUUCGCAACCUUGAAGUCAGCUAGCCGUCACCGGUCCACGUGUUCGUUGGUGGAGCGUCUCUUCUCGUGUUCUUCAUGCGGCAUGAGGUUCGCUCACGAGGUUACUCUCAACAAACACAUACUGAGAGCUCACGCCGGUCAAAGCGUUUCAGUCAGAUUCAUGGACAGGGGCGCCCCACCACAAUACAAGUGUGAUACAUGCAAUAGACGGUUUCAGAGGAAAGAUCUGCUAACAAGGCAUUCAAAAAUACAUAAAAAUUCGGAUAAAUUUUUUGAAUGUGAUGUCUGCAAAAAGAAAUUUCAUAGAAGAGAUAAUCUAAGAGCCCACGUCCGUAUUCACGAUGGCACCAGUUCCUCAGCCGGUUCAAGCGCCUGUCUGUGUCUCUACUGCGGCAGAAGUUUCUCAAAUUCCUCUAAUCUCAUAGUUCACAUGCGUCGACAUACUGGCGAGAAGCCAUACAAGUGUGACUUCUGCGGGAAAGGGUUCCCACGUUCGUCUGAUCUCCAAUGUCAUCGACGAUCUCAUACCGGCGAGAAACCUUGCAUAUGUGGAGUGUGUGGAAAAGCCUUCUCCCGGAGCAAUAAGUUGUCUCGUCACAUGCGUGUACACACGGGAGUCAAGCCGUACAAGUGUUCGUAUUGCGAGAAGGCGUUCUCACAGAGCAACGAUCUAACGCUACACGUGCGGCGACACACGGGCGAUAAACCUUACGUCUGUGAAUUAUGUGGGGAUCGAUUCAUACAGGGUACAGCUCUUCAUAAUCAUCGUCGUGCCCAUGGUCAUUUCCCGCCCUCGACCCAAGCGCUGCCUCCUAUAGUCUACACCGUUCAAACAAUCACACAGACAUAA
This is a messenger RNA of Danaus chrysippus (African queen), 1971 nucleotides long. The record is from the annotation of a GenBank genome assembly. Lineage: Eukaryota; Metazoa; Arthropoda; Insecta; Lepidoptera; Nymphalidae.